Macrosiphum euphorbiae (potato aphid) is the source of this 969-nucleotide messenger RNA. Lineage: Eukaryota; Metazoa; Arthropoda; Insecta; Hemiptera; Aphididae. The record is from the annotation of a GenBank genome assembly.
AUGUUACAAACUGUAAACAUAGAUCUAAUUGGAGUUAUAGCUGUAGUAGAUGAUAAAAUACAUGAACUAAAAAAUGCCAGAAGUGAUGAAAACUUUUUAAAAUUACAAGAAAAAGUUGAUCGGUUUAAAAUGUGUACAUCUGUGGAUAACGAAGAUUUUAAACCAUUACCAUUAAAUCGUUUAAAGAGAGUUCCGAAAAAGCCUGCCGAAGAAACCCAAGAUGAAGUCAUCACUGAUCCACUUCAAAGUUUUAAAAUUCAAACUUUUUUUGUUGCAUAUGAUACUGCAAUUAUACAGAUUAAAGAAAGGUUCAGUGAAAUCGCCAAGGGUAUUUACAAAGAUUUGUCUUUAUUUUCUCGGAGACGUUUAGAAGAAAUUUCAAAAAAUAAUGAUCUAUUACCUAAAGAUGCAUUUGAUGUGUUUUCUGAUGUUUACAGUAAAUUUAUACUGAAAGAUGAUUUAAAAAGGGAAUAUUUGCAGUUUUCUAAAAGUUAUUUUAAUUUUGAACAAGUGAAAUUAUUGCCCUUGCAAUUACAUAACUCUGAAAUAGAAAUUGAUGAUGACCUCAGUGGUUCAUUGACUGAUGAAGCAUCAGAAUCAGAUAUAGAAGAUAGUUUUGACAACAAUCACAAUAGGCAAGUCAAAGAAGUACCAAAACUUCAUAAAAAUGGAUGCAGUUUGUCAAUUAUUUUAAAGGUUUUGCUAAUCAGUGGCCUAUCAUCUACAUUCAAAAUGCUUACUACUGCCUUAAAAAUUGCUGUUACUCUCCCAGUGGCCAGUACUACUCCAGAGAGAACAUUCUCAAAGUUAAGUAUUGUGAAAAACAAAUUACGCAGCACUAUGGCAGAAGGAAGACUUGAGAGCUUAAUGAUACUUUCGUGUGAAUCAGAUAUCAAAAUUGAAACUGAUCAAAUAAUCAACGAUUUUGCUAGAAAAAGUGUAUUGUUAGAAAAAACAUUAUUGUAUUAA